GGCUCUCUGCAAGUCAAACGCUUAUUUAGUUUUGUAUGUAAUUUAAUUAAUCUUCUUCUUUUGACGAGAUUCGUCUUAUUUAUUGUCUUUUGGAUAACAAGCAAUCCCUUGGGAACUUUUAGCUUGAAUUUCACGAUUUUCCAGCUCAAAAGAUCAUCGGGGAACUCCUUUACUCAGAUUUAAAACUUUUAUCAGAGUUGUAACUUUGUGUCAUUUUAAAGUUUCCGGGAGAGAAAGCCAGCAAAAGGUCUAUUUUGUGAAGUUGAUUGCUCAGAAAGCUCAUACAAUUUGCAAUGGAAGAGCGAUUCCAUCUGGGUUGAAAUUCUAAAAUGCAAGAGAUGAACAAGAAAAUUAGAAGCAAUUACAGAGAAAAUUGGAUUGAGUACGGGUGCUAAAAGAUGAGGAAAUCAUGCUUCCCAAAAUGCAGAUUGGGGAGAAUAAUGGGUUGGCUUCAGAUCUUAUUAGGAACCCUUGUCAUACUUGAUGUUUAUGAUGGAUUUGAUAUAAGAUCACUGUCAGAAAGAGUUGAGGAAGUACUGAACAAGAUGGAAAAUUUGCAAGAAAAACUUGAGAAAACUGUGCAACAGAUGGAGAAGAACAAAGGGGAACUACAGAGAACUACCAUUCCAGGUUUGGAGUAUAAGAAAUUUUUGGAGGAAGAGGUGAUCAGGCCUCUCUACAUUGCUCACAUUUCUCUUAGACAGAUUCGUUUGCCUAAGUUUGAAGGAAUUGGAAACUCAACGAUGAAGGAGGAGCCUUUGAUUAAUGCAUUUGUGACCGAAGAAAUCCGGAAGUAUAUAACCCCAAAAGACAACAGAUUUGAGAAGGUUAAUAUAUAUGGAACUGAGAAGAUUUACAACACAAUAGGGCACACAUGUGUGUUGAUGAAGAAAGAAUUGGAGGAGUACAUGGACUAUGAUAUAGGAUCAUACUGCAAAGACGAUUGGAACUUGGCCCAGAAACUCAUGGUUUAUGGUUGUGAUCCUUUGCCACGAAGGCGGUGCUUGACAAGAGCCUCUAAGGUGUACCAAAAACCCUAUCCCAUCAAUGAGUCUCUAUGGAAGCUACCAGAUGAAAGAAAUGUGAGAUGGAGCAACUAUCAAUGCAGGGACUUUGCGUGUUGGUCGAGCAAGAAUCCCAAAAGAGGUUUUUCCAAGUGCACAGGGUGUUUUGAGAUGGAGAAGGAGGAGUUGAAAUGGGUAACUAAUAGCUCACUCCCUGUAGAGUUCCUAAUCAAGGAUAUUCUAGCUAUUAAGCCUGGAGAGAUCAGGAUUGGCCUAGACUUCGGUGUUGGUACUGGGACAUUUGCUGAUUUUGAGGCCAAGAGGGUUGCUGUGGAUUGACCAGUUCUUCUGUCAAAAAAAAGAUCUUCUUUUUUUUUUUUUGAACAGAAAAUAAUGAUAAAGUAUCGAC
Messenger RNA from Rubroshorea leprosula, 1413 nucleotides. NCBI's taxonomy places the organism in Eukaryota, Viridiplantae, Streptophyta, Magnoliopsida, Malvales, Dipterocarpaceae. The record is from the annotation of a GenBank genome assembly.